AUAGAUAGGCCUACACAUACGAAUCAUAAGUCAAAACGGGCUAAAUUUGGCUGAAUUAUAAAAGGUAUAAGUGGUAAUAUGAAGGGCAGUUUUGGAGCAGAACAAGCCUGCUCUUGUUGGUGAGCUGAUCCAAAUGAUCCGGCUCCCUAAAAAGAGCCGAAAUUCCCAUCACUAGUUGUGUUGCCUCCCUAACCAAGUAGAUGUGGUGCCAAAACCCUAACCACACACAUCGGACUGAGCCAAUCAGAGGCCGAGUGGGGCAGGUCAAUUUCGCAGAGUGCGAGGGGUGCAGAGCGGGCUGACGUCUCCGGCUCCGCUGCAGAACGCGGUGGUUGCAACACCAAUACUUGCGCAUGCAGCGGCGACGCUCCUUCGCCAAUCCUCCGGAAUGUGCGCCUCGUCAUCUAAAAGAAACGCCUAUGCUAUUUAUUUGAAUGACUGUGUGCUUAUUUCUCAAAGUGGGCGUAACAAAGACACAGCCUCGAUGAAGAAAUGCCCUUCAUAUAGCGCAAUGACCAAGUGUGAUCGGGUCACUACCAGACGCGGAUGAUUUCAGAAGGGGAAGGUUGCGUUGCAGCUUCUGUAUUUCUACGUAAAGACAAAGAUCGGUUGUCUUUUUCUAUUUGUCUUAUUUAGUCCGGGUUAUUUUCCCACCGGGGAGAAUAGCAGGUUGUGUUCGGACAGCAGGGCUGCUACAUGACCGAGCUGAGCCGAGGGCAGAAGGCACCACAGUGGGUGAAUGAGCGCAGGUGGAUGGCCAAUCUGACUGUCCCGCCGCCGUCCCUCCUUUCCGGUCUCGACAGUUCCCCCCUGUGUGGUUUCACGGAGCAGGACGGGCUUCGCCGUGAUCCGUGACCAGGUACAAGAACAUCCAUAAAUGCCCAACAUGCUUCCCGGAGUCGGCGUGUUCGGCACCAGCUUGACCGCGAGGGUGAUCAUCCCCCUGCUGAAGAACGAGGGCUUCGCCGUCAAGGCACUAUGGGGCCGCACUCAGGAGGAGGCGGAGGAGCUGGCCAAGGAAAUGAACGUUCCCUUCUACACGAACCGAAUCGAUGAUGUGCUGCUGCAUCAGGAUGUGGAUUUAGUAUGCAUCAAUCUCCCUCCGCCAUUGACGCGGCAGAUCGCUGUCAAAACGCUAGGCAUCGGUAAAAACGUCAUCUGCGACCGCACCGCCACGCCCCUGGACGCCUUCCGGAUGAUGUCGGCGGCGCAGUACUACCCCAAGCUGCUGAGCAUCAUGGGUAACGUGCUGCGCUUCCUGCCGGCCUUCGUGAGGAUGAAGGAGCUGGUGGAGGAGGGCUACAUCGGGGAGCUGCUGGUGUGCGAGGCCCAGGUGCACAGCGGCAGUCUGCUGGGCAAGAAGUACAACUGGAGCUGCGACGACCUGAUGGGCGGCGGCGGCCUACACUCGGUGGGCAGCUACAUCAUCGACCUGCUCAGCUUCCUGACGGGCCGGCGCGCCGCCCGCGUCCACGGCUUCCUCAAGACCUUCGUCACGCAGACGGAGCACAUCCGGGGCAUCCGGCAGAUCACCAGCGACGACUUCUGCACCUUCCAGAUGGCGCUGGAGGGCGGGGCCUGCUGCACGGUCACGCUCAACUUCAACGUGCCCGGCGAGUUCCGCCAGGAGGUGGUGGUGGUGGGCACGGUGGGCCGGCUCACGGUCAGCGGCACCGACCUGUACGGCCAGAAGAACAGCGACGAGGGUGGCGGCGGCGGAGGGGGGGGGCCCGAGCUGCUGCUGAAGGACACCACGCCGCUGGAGAAGUCCUCGCUGCCCGAGAAGGCCUUCAGCGACAUCCCCGCGCCCUUCCUCACCGGCACCAUCCGCAUGAUCCAGGCGGUGAGGCAGGCCUUCCAGGACCAGGACGACCGGCGCACGUGGGACGGCCGGCCGCUGACCAUGGCGGCCACCUUCGAGGACUGCCUGUACGCGCUGUGCGUGGUGGACACCAUCAAGAAGUCCAACGCAUGCGGGGAGUGGCAGAACAUCGUGGUGAUGAAGGAGGAGCCGGACAUCAGCCCCGCCUACCUGAUCAGCGAGGCCAUGCGGCGGAGUCGGAUGUCUCUCUACUGUUAGACCACGCCCCCCCCCCUGUCCCCCGCCGUCCGUCCCCAAGCGACGCCGAUCUCGCCAAGAUUGCCGCCUGCUCUUUGCACUAUCACCGUGGACCUGGGUUGGAGGUUGCGGUGCAUCAAGUUCUGAACAGCACUGAUAUGGUACGUCUACGAACCAGUUCCAAUCCUUUUGAAAUCCGUUCUGACAUUUGUCCUCGGCUCCAAAUCUGCAUCAUAUCUGUUACAGAGCCGAUUAAUCAGGAGCACACAGGAAAGACCGCGCAGCCCUGCCCAGAGGGCUGACCCAACCACCACAGUGGUUUGUACGUGGAGGAACGGCAAUAAUGUAAUAGGUCAAACCUUUUAUUUAUGAAACUAUGAACAUUUCUAUGAACAAGUCGCCCUACAAGCAGGAUAGGAGUUGGGUUUCCUUCCUGUGAUCGGUUUAUGCAUAUUGUGGCAAAUAGUUUACGUUGCUGCGACCUCGCAAACGGUCUCACAAAUACGGCCAAUUCAAACCGACCUGUCCAAGAAGGCUGUGUCCCGUGGAGCAUCCACGCUACCAUCCAUCUCCUUUAACAUUUGUAACGCAAAACGCAAACGCUCUUUUUCAAAAUUAGGCGUGUGUCAAUGUCCUAUUCCAAUUGCUGGUCCAUAAAUCGGUGUGCAUGAGCCUUCGCACGUUUUCUAAAUGCGAGUGCAACGCAGCAAAUCAUUAGCCGCAACGUCCGCAGAGCAGUGGACCCCCGAGGAGGACCGUCCUGGAGAUGGCUUCACUGGGACCUGGCGUUGAUCUUCCUAUCAUCCUUAUCAUGAGCUCACGUGCAACGUGGAGUGGGCCUUGUGCAGGGUCCACCCUCAUUUGUAAAAGAGACUAAUACUACUACUACUACUACUACAACUAUUACUACUACUACUACUAGUACUACUGCUACUGCUACAACUAUUACUACUACUUCUACUACUACUAUUACUACUACUACUGCUACUACAACUAUUACUAUUACUUCUACAACUCCUACUACUAGUACUUCUAGUACUACUGCUACUGCUUUGACCAGGGCUGAAUUCAUGUUAAUUAAAACAAAUAGCUGACUACGGAAGUGACUAGUGACGUAACAAGCCUCUCCCGGCGGGUUUCCCCUGACUGAGACAGGAUGACUACACCUUACACUGUGGGUCUGUCCAAGGACCAGCCCAGAAGGACCUGGAGCUCUUCAAUAUAACUGUGCCGCUUUAUAUCGGUAAUAAUAAUGCUAUACGCCAGACAUGAUGCAAGUUUUACAAAAUGUGAAUGUGCAAAGGAGUCAAAUGCCUGAUUGCUUCGGUCUUUGUUUUCUGUCAGCCUUGUUGUUGCUCCUGUAUCUGUGAAUCCAUAGAAAGAGAGAAGGAAAAAAAUCAAUAGUUUGGCUUUCAGAGGGAACUUUAGCUCCCUCUGAUGCAGGCGAUAGUAUGCAAUAUAAUACCUGAGGGCUCCCAACUAGUUUGUUCAUAAUAGUAUUGGAUCCGCAUUAAGGAUAUGGAUCCUUUCCCUUCUCAUAAUUUGAGAGCUAAUAUGCUAACUAAGUAGCCUAUAUGCAUUCCGACUUUGCUGUGAAGCAAUGUUUAAACCGUUGACAGCCCAGCCUCAUGGUUAAUAAAUGCUAUCAUCAUCUGCGUAAUCUUCAAAGAUAAUGGAGCAUUUUCAUAAACACAAUCUGCCCCUCAUUCCUAUUAGCAUAUAUGAUGUUUGUUAACCAAAACAAUGUAUUGGCAUUCUCUGCCAAGUCUGCAUGCUGGGUUUCCUGCAUUUCAGCUGCCGUGCUUAAAGUCUGGAAAUUACUGCAAGUUAACACAGAGAUGUCCGUUAAAGUUAGCCAUAGCUUCAGUCUAAUCAAUCCUCUCUAGCAAAACAGAUGAACAGUAUUUGGUUAACUGCAAAGGGAACACUUAAGAACUAAUGCUUAAAGCAGUGGCAGAUAUGAAGUCAAUCUUGCAGGUAGGAAUUAAGACUGAAACAACAUGUAGAAUUCAGCACAGCCUCGCGUUCAAGUAUCGCGCUUCAUGCAGUCCAGUACCGUACAGGAUUGUACGGGAUACUCAACAAAUUCAUUGGCAUACAAAUCAUACAUUGCAAUCAUGGCAUAUAAUCCAUACAUUGAAUGCAACUUUAUCAAUCAAAAUCCAAUUUUGAUUGUGUUCCCGAAUUGGCUUUCCUAGUUAUAUCACCUGAAGCAUAUCGAUUUUAGUUCAAAUGUAAAGUAUUCCAAGACAACGUUAAUGAAAGGGACAACAAAAGUACAUAUGAUGAAUUGCUUCACAUUUUUAUAUUGGUCGCACAUUAGUAUUCACCAACAGGCCCUCACAAAGCCAAAUCAUUUUAAUCAAAGGUUUUCCUCAAAAAUAUGCAAAAACAAUUGAGCUCCAUUUUGACAUUAGUCAAAGAUGGCAAAGGAAGACUAGCACACUGAAAAGCCAAAAGAUUGAUUUUUUUUUAUGUAAAUCUCUUAUUUAUAAUUUUUUAGAUGGUCAGGAUAAAAUGUUGUUUUCCUGUGAGAUAUACAACUCUUGAAUUGUGCUGAAGUACUAUCUUAUAGGAUUAAGACUACUGAUUAUUGUACAUAUUGUGAGGAUAUAAUGACAUGCAUUUGUUGUAGGCAAAUAAAGCAAGUGCUGUAAGUAUUUUAUUUGUAAAAGAACAUUCAAGAAAAGGUGUUAUGAACAAUACACUGUUCACAUAUUUAUUUAUUUUUAAUGAUUUGGUGCAUACAGCUUUUUUUUUCAAUACAUGAAAUACUGGAACACAGUCUGUUUCCCUUUUUAUUUCCAAAAAAUCAGUUGGGUGAACCCAUAUGUGGGAAUUCAACACACUAACACAAGCAUGCACACACAAACACACACACACACACACACACACACACACACACAAACCAACAGUUUUUUUUACAUAGUGUUUAUUGUUGUCAUAUAGCUCAUACUCAUACCAUAUAAGUUAGUUAUUAUAUAAGUCGUUUUAAUCAUAAAUAACCUGUGUGCAAUAUUGUUUGAUACAAAUGUAAAAAGAUUAAUAUAACAUAUAACAAGGUGAUAUAACAAGGCUGAUCCCAUCACUUGUUUGGGACAUUUGCCCAAUUAGUUUUACAAGACGAGGGUUUGAACCUCUUCAAUCUAACCCUAUAUGGAGGUGCUGAUUUGACACAAGGCCAUAACAAUUGCAACCGUCAUAAAAGGGUACUUUAACAUUGUAAUGCUUAUUAUAAAAACACUGAAAAUA
Molecule: messenger RNA, 5311 nt
Organism: Gadus morhua (Atlantic cod)
Lineage: Eukaryota; Metazoa; Chordata; Actinopteri; Gadiformes; Gadidae
Gene: gfod1
Product: glucose-fructose oxidoreductase domain containing 1
Exons: 3
Coding region: 878-2080 (400 amino acids)
Molecular function (GO): nucleotide binding
Source: RefSeq, a predicted model, not a curated record